Megalopta genalis is the source of this 4726-nucleotide messenger RNA. RefSeq names its product javelin (gene jv). The record is from RefSeq and is a predicted model, not a curated record. Lineage: Eukaryota; Metazoa; Arthropoda; Insecta; Hymenoptera; Halictidae.
ACUGGAUUCUGGCCAACGCCGAUAAGUGAACGUGCGCGUCGCGGAACGUAUGCUCGCCGCGAUUAGGGCACCCGUUCUCUCUCUUUCUCUCUCUCUCGUCUCCUUGUCCUCCGACGAAGGAAACCGAGGCGAACGGACGACCUGUGCAUCCUCUGGCCCGCAAUCGAUCGGACUCGGGGUUCGGCGGAGCAGUUCGCGUGACGCGAGCUCUUCAAGGAUGCACGACCUGUGAUCGGGGACCACCCCCAGGGCCUCGCCGUUCAGGGGUUGCCGAUCAUGGGUGGAGUACAAAGCGGAACCCAUACCCUUGGAGAGGCAUUAUGGGUACACGAGAGGCAACGACAAAAAUGCCAUCGAGAAGGGGGACGACACGAGGCCCACUCCGCGCAGUCGACGCAGGACCGCAGGAAGCUGUUGAAGCGGACCAGAAGCCUCGCGGUGAUAUCCGAGGACGAAUCUCGACAAGAUCGAGAGGCGCACCACUUCCGGCUCGGGCAAUCGACCUUCGAUUUGCCCAGGAGGCAUCAGUUGAUACCGAGGGCCAAGCUGAUCGAUCGAAACUCUCUGAAGGACAGGCUGUCAAAAAGCCAGCAGCAUCUCUCGGACUCGUACGAGAGAUUCAACGAAGCGAAGUCUUACUACUCCCGAUCCGCUUGCGGUCUUCACUCGAUCCCAUCGGGACUGGCAACAUUCCCGGAUCCUCUGCCGUACGCGAGACCUAGCCGAGCCGAUCCCGAUCGCCUGAACAUCCUAGAUUGGCCGGAGUCGCCGAGACGUUAUCAUAGCGUCCAAGACCUCGAGACGGUUAGCGGCUUGGUGGACAUCGUCGAGGAUAAUUGGCCGAUCGAGGGGAAUCGUAGCAUCGAUUGCAUCUAUACCCAGGUGAAACGAAAGCGCAAGGAGCACAGGAGCCUGGACAGUAUCCUCUUCGAGGACGACGGUGAGCUCGAGUACUUCGACGUGUUGAACCUGUUACCGUUGUCGAACGUGCGGCUCGAGUUCGACGAGGAGGACGCGAGGAACAACAAUCUCGGCAGGAGGACCGACAGCCUGAAGAGCGGCAAGUUCAAAGCCCUCGAGUACUUCGGCACGCGGCCGGCCGGCGAGAAAAGGGCGAGGAGCAACGCGACCGACGAGGAGAAAUGCACGGGCAGCAUAGAUAGAAACAGCACGGAUCGCCGGAAAAACGAGCUCGAACCUCAGCCGGAGCUGGAGGAAGAGCUGGACGAGGAACUGAGCCGCGAGGAAGCGUCGCAGCAGCAGAAAAACGCGAAGGCGACGGACUGCUUCCAGGACGAUAACGUCGAUCGAGGAGAGGACUCGUUGUCCGAGGCCGAUGAGGACCGGCACUCUUCUCCGCUGACCAGCCCGGAGGAAGACGAACACGAUCGCAGGGUCGAGGAGGCGGAGGAUUACAAGUCCAUUUGGAUCUCGGACACCGAGGAGCAAGAGGACAUGUCGCGGCGGCCGCAGGUGCUGAAAGUCGUCGACAACGACGUGACCAAGAGAAGGCACCGGCGUUCCUCGCCGGAAAUUGAUCUGCCGGAGCACCGGCAGUCUGAUGAGAAACUUAGGGACCAGGACGAUGCCUCCGACCUCGCCAAAUUGGACAGGAAGCCUGACGGCGGCGACCCUGCCACCGAGCAAAGACCCGAGGAGAAGGAUGAGACGAAAUCGACGCUGACGAACACGAAGAUCUUCUUCGAGCAGAAGACGCUGGACAAGGACGCGCCGAAGAGCAAGCCGAACGAGGGCAGGUUCGAGAGGAUCGUGAAAGGGACGUCGAGCAUCCUGGGCAAAGCUUGCAGCGUGGUGAAGGGCAGCCUGGGAUUCGAGGCUAGAUCCGAGAGCUCGGAUUUAGGACUCGGCUCGGAAUCCGGCAGCGACACGCGAAGAAGAUCGGUGGACGACGGCAUCGAGGACGACCAGUGCAUCGGGAAGCCUCUGUCUGCGAAGAUGGCCGACUCGAAGAAGGGUCACAGCAGCUUGACCAGGUCGAAGAGCUGCGUGGACUCCAUCGAGAGCCAUCAGGACGACGGCCAGGAGUUCGACCACGUGCGCUACAAGAUCGUCAAGUCGAACAUGUUCAGCAAGAACAUGUACACCAGCGGCCGCGGGGACGUCACGUACGAAGGGCUGAUGCAGUACCUUAGGGAGUACUCGUUCCAGGAGCUGUUGCUCGACAACAACGUCGUGAUCAUCGAGCCGGUGCGUGCCGAGACCAUCGAGAGGAAGCCGUCCAACGUUGGCAAGGCCAGGUCGGAGCCCACCUGCAAGAUAGCCGGCGCCAUACAGAAGAAAUCGGACGCGGAGAGCCGCGAAAGAAACUGCGACAGCGUCGACGGCGGCAACACGAAGAGUCCUAAACAGUCGUCCAUCAAGAAGCACUUCUUCUAUCAUCCUAUCAGGGUCAAUCGGGAAUUGAUCGACGAGGAACUGCCGGACCCGGACACCGUCAGGAACGUUAGAAGAAUGUUCGAGAACACCUUGAAGAUGAAGAGCAGCUCGGACCGGGACGGCAAGGAUCGGAAGAGCGUCAGCAUGAAGGACUUGACCAGCAUAGACGACGCUAGGUUCGAGGAGAUCUCCGAGAAGAUCCAGGAAGGGUCCAGGUCCAGGUGUUCGAGCAGAGCCAAGGACCUGACGAGGCUGUUCGAGAACAUGGAGAAGUCGACGUCUUCGAACGCUUCGGUGGUGGGCGGCAAGGACGAGCUGGACAGUCCGCGUUCCGAGUCGAAAACGCGGAUCCUGGCCCAGUCGUUCGAAGCUAGGAGCGGCCACACGUCUCCCAGCGAUUCGACGUCCUCGAAGAACAAGGUGAACCGGUACCAUCACCACAACUGGGACGCCGGCAGCGUCAGCUCCGGGGUGUCCAGCGACUAUCCGGACACCGAUCCCGGCAGCGGAGUGCAGUGCAUCUCCUCGGAGGACGAGGAGGUCGACUGCCACGAGGACGAGGGCAACGACACCCACAACUCCAGCCACUACGUCUCCCAGGACGUCCUGAAGAAGAUCCGGGAGUGCGGCACCUCGGUGACCUACUACGGCGGCAAGGUGGUGAACUCGAGCAACGGCCCUCUGAUCGCGCCGGUCGUCGAGAACAGGUUCAAGUGCGCGGACAGGUCGAACGAUUACGUCAAGUUCCGGCUGGUGAAGAGCAACUCAUGCGACAGCAGGUUGGAGCUGACCGGCAGGCUGGUGGAGAAUCAUCUGAGGUGCCGGACCAGGGAGAAGGCGCCCGAUCUGAGCCGCUACACCAUCGCGGAGACGCCCAGCAUCGAGAUCACCACGAUCGAGAAGCAGGAGAAGGAGGACGACGAGCUGGAAGAGGAGAAGAGCGCGACGGAUCAGACGGAGACGAAGAGGGAGCCGCCCGUGGUGAUCGGCUUGGAGCCGAAGAAAGAGGACGCCAAGGACGGCAAGCCUUUCAAAGUCGACUUCAAGCUCGGCCCGGCGGAGGACGCAAAGUCCACCUAUCCUAGCAGGUUCAUAGGCAGCGCUCUGACCAGGUGGCAGGUCAACGAGAACAACUGGCGAACUCCCGACGAUUUCGGCAAGAUGGAGUUCGAGGAGUUCGAGGUACUCGAGGACAGCCUGAACGGGAUCGACAGCCACCGUUCCGAGGCAUCCUGAGCGAACUUUCUUGUAUUAUAGUGUCGGUUUCGAUUGCGAUCGGUCGGCAACGGUUGCCAAAGGAGAGUCGAUAGUUUCUAGUGCUUCCGGCGUCAUCGACGAGAUUCGCUGGCCCCGGAACUGUACAGUUGUUAAUCAAGGUUUCCCAGUUACGAGUUCGAUGUUUCAUGGACACGCCGAUCGCGAGCGAGCGUCGGCUCGCAAUCACCUGUCUCUCGGGGAUCGAAACGGUUCUAUUUCAUUUCUUGAUUUCCGGAGUUCGGAACUUCGUAUCUUUUGUUCGACGAGAGGCAUCUGCUUGUAGAAUUUCGGGGAGGAUUUUGACGGUAGAGGAAGUUUCGGUAAUUUAGAACCCUGGACAUUUUCGAGACAUCUUUCGGUAGAAGUUUUACGGAGACUGGUUCUCAGAACGUUCGUUUGAACCGUUAACGAUCCACGCUGAAUUCAAGUGGCACAUUUCAGUAGUUAAUUCUACUAGAAGCACGUUGAAUGGGGCGCCGUAUUUUCGUAACGACCGAGAGCUGCUUCAAUAUUGUUAAUUAGAUCGCGGUAGCUAAAGGUAUCGACCCGUUUAAUUCACGUUCGCCGCGGUCUUUUGAUCACAGAAAGAUAUUUUCCUACCAGUCUAUCGACUAAUUGCUAAAAUAUGUAUCUUUGGACUCUGUUAGGUCGUCUCGCAAGUUCGCGCCGCGAAUAUGUUAAUACUUUUUGCGACAUAUUUAAUUGAUUGAAAGUCUUGAAAAUCGAGCGCGUUCUGGACUAAAGUUUUCUCAAAAGUUUUCAUCAUCUUGAAACGAUCUGUACACGGAUAUUUAAAAAGAAAUAGGAACGCCAGAAACUUAUGAGACGACCUAAUUGUUCCGUUUAUAACUCUCUUGCAUUCGUUCCGCAGCCAUUCGGCGCUCGUCGGAACUUGCGACGGGAGUUUCUGAAAACGGUUUCCCGAAUAUCCUUGUACAGCGAAAAGCCAAUUAAAAAGUUCCGUAACUCUUCGAUCCCUGGCGCCAGCUGCGAGUGUACAUAGAACGGUUGGAGAGAUGGUUCAAUAAUUGUAUUUUCUGGCUACGAAAUAAAUCUGCAUUAAGAGACCCUU